AUGAUGAAGCUGUACAUUCUAGCCUUAUUUGCCGUUGUCGCACUCGGUAGCCCUCAGGGUUAUCCCUCGUUUGGUGGUCAGCUAUGGGAGAAUCCCACUCAGCAAAUCUGCGCUCAGUCGGGUGACUCUUGCAAUCCGAAUGCCUCGAAUUGUUGCCACGGUCACUGCUGUGAUCUUCCCUCUGGAAAUGGUGCUGUCUGUGGUGGAAAUUGUUGA
Messenger RNA from Metarhizium robertsii ARSEF 23, 216 nucleotides. Its product is annotated as acyl-CoA dehydrogenase. The record is from RefSeq and is a predicted model, not a curated record. Lineage: Eukaryota; Fungi; Ascomycota; Sordariomycetes; Hypocreales; Clavicipitaceae. The transcript has 4 exons. Bases 1 to 216 code for a protein of 71 amino acids.